Messenger RNA from Limulus polyphemus (Atlantic horseshoe crab), 710 nucleotides. Its product is annotated as probable RNA-binding protein EIF1AD. The transcript is spliced from 5 exons. The record is from RefSeq and is a predicted model, not a curated record. The coding region runs from base 133 to 645 and encodes 170 amino acids. NCBI's taxonomy places the organism in Eukaryota, Metazoa, Arthropoda, Merostomata, Xiphosura, Limulidae. Gene Ontology annotation, biological process: translational initiation. Gene Ontology annotation, molecular function: RNA binding; translation initiation factor activity. Gene Ontology annotation, cellular component: nucleus.
UUGAUCCCUUUCUCAUUUCAAUAUAAAAUGGCUGUUUGUUUGCUUAAAGUGUUGAAUGUGGACUCUUCAUCAAGAAAAGAUACUGAUUGCUCAACUGGUUGAAAAGAAAUAAUUUUUUACCAAUACUGAAAAAUGUCCAAAACAACAAAGAAGAAGCAUGUAGCAAAGGAAGUUUUAGAUACGUUAGUUGUUCCUGAGGGGGAACAACAAAUUGUUCGAGUAUGUGUCUUAUGGUGCUUUUUUGAGGUAAUAUGUGGUAAAGGCAAUAAUCUUCAUGAAGUAGAAUCAGACGUAGGAGAAAAAUUCCUUGUCAGCAUGCCAACCAAAUUCCGCAAGAAUGUGUGGAUUAAAAGAGGUGACUUUGUGAUAGUGGAACCAAUAGAAGAAGGAGAUAAAGUGAAAGCAGAAAUCGUUCAUAUCUUGUAUAAGGAUCAGAUCAAACAUAUUAAAAGUGAAGGCAAAUGGCCUGUUGAAUUUGAGGAGACCAAAAUUCUGGAAAAUAAUUGUUGUGAUGAUCCAAAUGCAGCUUUAGACAGUGAUGAAGAUAAUGACAGUGAUUUAUUUGUAAACAGAAAUAGGCCAGAUAUUAGUUACAAUGAUGACUCUGAUACAUCCUCAGAAUCAGAAGAUGAAAGCUGUGAAUAAAAAUACCUCUAUGACUUUGAUAUUUUUAUUUUCUUAAGGAUAUAUUUUGCAAAAUACAUUUCCUU